UUCUGAUUUUUUUUUUUUUUCGGAAACCAACAAGCAUGACGCGCAAGUUCUUUGUCGGUGGCAACUGGAAGCUCAACGGCACCCGCGAUUUCGUCGAGACGUUUGUGCCUAUUCUGAACGCCAGCCCCUCCGAGAACGUCGAGGUCGUUGUUGCGCCGCCUUCGCCGCUGAUUGCGCUCGUCCGUGGCCGCCUGCGUGAGGACUGGGGCGUCUCUGCUCAGAACUGCUGGAAGGUCGCUGCCGGUGCCUUCACUGGCGAGAUCAGCGCUGAACUCGCCAAGGAUGUUGGUGCCAAGUGGGUCAUUCUUGGUCACUCUGAGCGUCGCACCAUCUUCCACGAGUCGGACGAGCUCAUCGCCGAGAAGGUCGCUCAUGCGCUUGCGAUCGACCUCAAGGUGAUUGCUUGCAUCGGCGAGACUCUUGCUGAGCGCGAGGCUGGCCAGACCCUUGACGUCGUUUACCGUCAACUCAAGGCCAUUGCUGGCAAGGUUUCGAACUGGUCGGGUGUUGUCAUUGCCUAUGAGCCUGUCUGGGCUAUUGGUACCGGCAAGGUUGCCACUCCUGCUCAGGCGCAAGAGGUGCAUGCGGCUCUUCGCACCUGGCUCACCAGCAAUGUGUCUGUGGACGCUUCCAGCUCAACUCGCAUCAUUUACGGUGGUUCUGUCACUGCCGACAACUGCAACGAGCUGGCCAAGCAGGGCGACAUUGAUGGCUUCCUUGUCGGCGGCGCCUCGCUCAAGCCCGAUUUCGUCAAGAUUGUCAACGCAAAGCUCUAAAAACAGAAGCCCCGAAACCGCGUUGAUGGUUGAAACAUUGUCGUUUGGCUGGCAUGUUCCCAAUACAGUUAAAAAUGAUGAUGAAGGAAGGAAGAAGGAAAGGUAGGAACGAACAAGUUCAAUUGAAAUUCAUGGAGAACAAGGUUUAUCGCUUCUUGUACAGGCAUGGCUUAAGCAUGUCCUUGUACUGCUGAAUGUUUUGCUUGCUGACGGUCGACGCCCGAGGGGUCUUGAUAAACUCCAUCACAAUAAAGACAUUGUUGGUGCCA
Capsaspora owczarzaki ATCC 30864 is the source of this 1045-nucleotide messenger RNA. RefSeq names its product triosephosphate isomerase. The transcript is spliced from 8 exons. Gene Ontology annotation, biological process: glycerol catabolic process; gluconeogenesis; glycolytic process. Lineage: Eukaryota; Filasterea; Ministeriida; Capsasporidae. Bases 36 to 776 code for a protein of 246 amino acids. The record is from RefSeq and is a predicted model, not a curated record. Gene Ontology annotation, molecular function: triose-phosphate isomerase activity. Gene Ontology annotation, cellular component: cytosol.